This is a messenger RNA of Serinus canaria (Common canary), 3183 nucleotides long. Its product is annotated as cilia- and flagella-associated protein 45. The transcript is spliced from 11 exons. Bases 365 to 1936 code for a protein of 523 amino acids. The record is from RefSeq and is a predicted model, not a curated record. Lineage: Eukaryota; Metazoa; Chordata; Aves; Passeriformes; Fringillidae.
CUGGGAGCGGGGGUGGCGUGUGUCUUGUCCCCGUCCAAGGAGGACACCACAUGGGACAAGUGUGAGCACACUGGGUGACACAGCUCCGCCAAGCCCCUCCUAUUUCAGCCUAAGUCCCGUUCUUCUCGCCUCAGGCACCACCCCCAAUUCUCCACCCCACCCCGGCCCGUCACCCCCUGCGAGCUGUUGGGCCAUGGCAACAGUCGGUCCCAUGGCAACAGUCGGUCCCGACACAUCGCGACAGUGACUUUGGACACACUGUCACAGUCGGUUCAGACACAUCCCAGCCAUCGGUUCCACCACAUUGUGACGGUCGGCUCCAGGACAACAGGACAGCACCGACAGCCCCGACAGUGGCAGCGCAAUGGCAGCCGCGACUGCCGGCACAGGAUUCCGGUCCCUCCGUGCCCGGGGCUCCUCCCGGAAGGUCACGGGCUCCAGCGACACUGUCGUGAUCUCUGAGGAUGUGUCAAAACAUCCUCGAGAGCUGUUCUCCUUCAAGCCCAAGCUCAAGACCAUCCAAGUGAUCACCAAGGACCUGAUCCGGGAGCUCAUCAUUCCCCAGGAGAAGCCCCAAUCAUGUCUCAUCAUUGAGGAAAAGGAAUAUGAGAGGAUCAAGGAAUCAGCUCGAGCCCUGACUGAGGUGGAGCGUUGGAACAGGCUGAAGACUCUGAGAGCCAGACAGGAUGCUGCUUUUGAAGCCCUGAAAAAGGCCCAGAUUGAGGAGCAGAAAAAGGCAGAACUGGAGGACAAGAGGGACCUUUGGAGAGACGUGGAGGAGGAGCUGCAGCAAGAGGAGCAGAAGCUGCUGCAGCGGGCGACGAGGAUGAGGCUGGAGCAGGAGGAAGACAUGCGGGAACUGAACGCGCUGUUCCUCAAUGCCAAGUGCAACAUGAUCCGGGACAAGCAAGUCCUGGAGAAGCAGAUGAUCCACAAGGAACUGGCGGAGGAGGAGAAGCGCCUGGACAAGAUGAUGGAAGUGGAGCGGGAGAAGGGCAUGAAGGCCCAGGAGGAGCUGGAGCGCCAGAGGAAGCAGGAACUGAUGAGAGCCCAGCAGGACAUUGUGAAACAGAUGGAGCAGAAUGCAGAGGAGCGGACACUGAGGGCUGAGGAACUCUACCAGGAGGGCCAGAGGCAGCUGGAGCAACUGGAGCAGAUGAAGAGAGAGGAUUGGAAGGCCUGGGAGCAGAAACAGGAGCGACUAAAGCAAAUCCAUGCUGAUAUUAAACAUUUCAAUGUGGAGAGCCAGAGGCUGAAGGAUCAACAGCGAGAGCAGGAGAGGCUGGAGGAUGAGCGGGUGCUGGAGCAGCAGCGGCAGAAGGCUGAGCGUGAGGCUGCCUUGGCGGUAGAGCAGCAACAACUGCGCCUGGAGAAGGAGAAGGAUCUGGCUCGGCUCAGGGCCACAGAGAAGCAGGCCCAGGACUGGCAGGCAGAGCGGGAUGCUCUGAGGGCCAAGAGGAACCAAGAGGUCGCAGACCGGGAAUGGCGGCGGCAGGAGCUGGAGAAGGCGCGGAAGAAGGCUGAGCUGGAGCAGCAGCUGAAGCAGGACCGGCUGGAGCAGGUGGCCCAGAAGGAGCAGUACCUGGCCAUGCAGGUGCAGCAGGACCGCCAGGAAUUCCAGAGGGUGCUCAGGGCCCAUCAGGAGCAGCUGGAGCGGGAGAAGCUGGAGCAGGAGCAGAGGGAGCUCCGGCAGCGCGCCCAUGCCGAAGAUCUCCGGCGGCAGAUCCAGGAGCUGCAGCAGCGGCGGCAGAGGGAGCGGGCGGCUGUCAUUGAGGAGGGCCAGCGGCAGCAGCAGGAGGUCCGGCAGCGCAGCCAGCGCCUCGCCCAGUUCAGGCAGCAGAAGCUGCAGGAGUUCAGAGCCACCGGAAUUCUUGACAAAUAUUUUGCCCAGGUGGAGCGCAGGGCCCAGAGCCGAGCCAGCAGAGCCCCCUCCUAGGCCCAGCCCCACCAGGAACCAGCUGGGAUUCCCCACAGAUUUGGGUCUCCAUUUCCAUUGUCCUGGGUUACAAGGUGGGGUGUACCCAAACUGUGUGUUCUCCUCCCAUCUCCAGUGUGAAAAAUGCGUGUUUUAUGAUUGGCUUUUAGCAAAUAUUGAAAUGAAUAUUAUAUGUGUUGUGUUAGAAAGUAAUGCUGUAUUAAUUCUAUUAAGUAAUGUGUUAAAUAUAGUUUCAGGUAUAACAAAAUGUUAAAAUAGAAACCAUGCUAUGUUGGAUACUUUUUUUUCUGAAGAAAGGACUCAAACUGAGAUAGCAGCCACAGGACACCUAAAUCUUUCAGAGAAAGAGAAUUUUUUACCCCCUUAUCAGGAGAACCUAACUUCUUCCCGCCUGUUAGGAUUAAGAGGAAGAAGUUGACACUGACCAGAGAGAAUCCUGUAUUUGAAUGGAAUUAAUGCAAAAUGUAUGAGAUGUAUGAAUAUGCAUCGGGUUAUUGUUUUUAAGGUUUCAUCUUCUGUUAAUGUGUGUCCUUUUUCAGGCUUAAAAAGGUACCUGGACAUCUGUAACUCUUUGUUUCUAUUGUGUCAUAUUGUCGUAAUUCAAAUUGUCCAAAUUAUUAUUACUCUAAUCGUAUUACUAUUUUUAUAACCAUUUUAUUUCUAUCAAACUUUUAAAAUUUAAAAAAACCCGAGUGAUUGGCGUUUUUCACAUCCACCAUCCUGAUGGACUGUGAAUGGGUGGGUCAAUCCCUGCAGCUGCCCAGUGCACAGCCUGAGCCCUCAGGCUGCAUGCUGGGUGUUCCAUAAGGGAAGGAGGCAAACCCUGCAGGCAGUGCUGGUUUGUCUUCCCAAAGUGACUCAGUCCCAGUAGACAGCCUGUGGAGACCUAGGCCAUUAAGGAUACCCCAGAACAUCCCAUGAGUCAUAGGAAUACAUAAUUCUGCUGUGAAAAUCCCUGCCCAUGGGAGGUACUGAACAUUCCUGCCUGAAUCUGACCAUAUAUAAUCUGGGCUCUUUGGGGACUUGGAACACCAGCACUGCUCGAGGGACCCAGGUGAGGACCAGACCUUCCACAGAACCACUGCUUUCAAUAAGACUGCAACCAUCACUUCAACAGGACUUCAUCCAUCACCCUGACGGGCAGGAUGCCAGGUUGUACUCUGUCUUUGUGGUUUUAAGCCAGUUUUUCUGUAUCAUUGCAUUUAUUGUAAUCUUUCUAUUAAAUUGUAAUUCUGACCUGAAAUCUC